AUGGUUAUCGUCAACUGGCCUCAUGGCUUAAAUUGCUCUGACAUCUUUGAUGAGUGCAGUUUCAAGGGUGAAAAAUUCAAUUGCUGCGAUUAUUUCCUUUCCUUGUGGACACCUUAUGGACGCUGUUUCCUUCUCAACUCGCUGCAGAACAACAAUCACAGUUCCCCACAUUGGCUGCCAGCAUCUUAUAUUCGCAGUGAAAAGCAAGAGUUAAAGCUCGAAGUUCAUCACGAUGUACGAGUGGAAAUACUGAAUGAGGAAGAUCUACCAAAUCAAUCGUUAUCUUCUGUUAAUUUUGUCACCGUGUUGGGUAUGAAGAAAACUAUUAAGUUCUACAAAGAAGCCCUUGUGAAUGACCCCGAGGUUCGCGACAUGCCGCCAGAGUCCAGAGAUUGCUUAUUUGCUGAUGAGGUGCCAUCAAGGAGUAUCUUCAAGGCUUACAGCUAUAGUGCAUGUAUUAGCGACUGCACGAGAAUCAUUCAAAUGGAGUAUUGCAAUUGUUCCCUUUACAAUUUUAAUCCAUUCGACAAUAAACAGUUUCCCGAUUGUGACUAUAAAGGUUAUCUAUGUGUGGAACAAAUUGGACUUAUAAGUUCCGAUUUCCAAGAGCUGAUGAAGUACAAAGGUAAAUGCGAUUGUUUGCCCUCGUGCACGGAAUCCGAUUUGAUGGACAUUUAUUCAUCUGAGGAACGCAAUACUCCAGGAAAGCUUACUAUAAGCAUCUCGAUGUCGAUUGCGCCAGAAUAUCAAUUUAGGCGACAAGUGCUACGCACAAAAUUGGAUGUUAUUGUAUCCUUGGGCGGCAUACUGGGGCUUUUCCUUGGUGCCAGCAUCCUCAGCAUUAUCGAGUUUAUCUACUAUUUUACAAUUCGUGCAGUUAAUAAUUUCAGAAAUUAA
Messenger RNA from Drosophila nasuta, 897 nucleotides. Its product is annotated as sodium channel protein Nach-like. Gene Ontology annotation, cellular component: plasma membrane. Lineage: Eukaryota; Metazoa; Arthropoda; Insecta; Diptera; Drosophilidae. The record is from RefSeq and is a predicted model, not a curated record. Bases 1 to 897 code for a protein of 298 amino acids. Gene Ontology annotation, molecular function: ligand-gated sodium channel activity. The transcript is spliced from 3 exons. Gene Ontology annotation, biological process: sodium ion transmembrane transport.